Pseudovirgaria hyperparasitica is the source of this 1034-nucleotide messenger RNA. RefSeq lists its product as uncharacterized. Lineage: Eukaryota; Fungi; Ascomycota; Dothideomycetes; Acrospermales; Acrospermaceae. The coding region runs from base 83 to 817 and encodes 244 amino acids. The record is from RefSeq and is a predicted model, not a curated record. The transcript has 2 exons.
CCUCUGCGUCACUUAACUUCUCCCUGCUCCGAAGCCCCCAUAAUACCCUGUCACGUAAUUGUUUCACCCAUUCCCAUAUACGAUGGCGGAUACAACCACCGAAGAAUCCAGUCUCAACGCCGGCGCAGAAGCUCAAGGCCAGGCUCAAGCACAAGGUGGCAUUGGACUGAACAGCUCUAGCAAGAAGACAACUGAGAAGAAGACACCAAAGAAGCUUGGAAAGAAAGCUCCCGAGCCUCAACAGCAACCUACGCCUGGACCUGAAACCGACGACGGCACUGAAGGAGAAGUCAGUGUCGAACAAGAAAAACCAAAAUCAAACAUGUCGGAGAAGGAGCAGUCAGUAGCUCCUAGUCAAAGUCGUCGUCGCCAGUCGCGCGGCCGUGGUCGACGAAAUGCCCCAGAGAGUGAUGCUGAGUCGGUCGCUCGCUCUGAUGUCUCUUCUGGCGGUGGAGGCCGUCGCAACCGACAACGCCAGCGCCAACAACGGCAAGGAGGCCAGCAGACACAGACACAGGAGAAGCAGGGCGGCGGCCCCUUGGAUGGCAUCACUGAAGACCUCCCCGGCGGCGAACUUGUGAAUGGCGCCGGCGAUAUGGUACAAGACACAGCUGGCAAAGCUGUUGGCCAAGUCGGCGAUACUGCAGGCAAAGCCCUCGGUGGACUUACUGGUGGUGGCAAGCAAUCAAAGGGAAAGGAAGACGGGGAUGAGGGUGGUGGUGAGCAGCUUCGUCUGCGUCUCGAGCUCAAUCUCGAUAUCGAGAUCCAAUUGAAAGCGAAAAUCCAUGGCGACCUGACAUUAGGACUGCUGAACUGAGAGUUAUCGCAUCGAUCUACCUUAUGGAGCUCUUAAGCACUAUCGCAUUGCUCAAUUGUUAGAUUCAGUGAAGGGGUUCUUGAAAGACAUAAUCAUAUCUAGCUUUGGCCAUAUAGGCAUAGUUGAACAGAAUACCAUCUCUUCACACACCUUCUCUCCAUGACCUUUGUUAAUGAUGCUAUUGUACUAAGCCAGAAUAUAGUCCCCGUGUUGUGAC